Molecule: messenger RNA, 336 nt
Organism: Cylicocyclus nassatus
Lineage: Eukaryota; Metazoa; Nematoda; Chromadorea; Rhabditida; Strongylidae
Source: the annotation of a GenBank genome assembly
AUGAGGCAUAUUUACAACCCCAUAAUAGGUGAUAGAUAUGAAAAAUCGCUGGUGAGCAGACAAGUGGCUAUCGUAUACCGUCGAUCAUUAUCUCAAGAGACCUCAUUAGGUCCUUUGUGCCGUCGCGGAUUCGGCAGUGGCAAGUGUGAGCAUCAAAUGCGCUGGAGCAGUCGUUGGCAAAGUGGCGAAAGUUCCCAGGCUCUGCGUAAUCAGGAGUUUAAAAAUCCCGACGAGACAGUGGGAGAGCUCCAAAUGCAAAUCAAAAAGGAAAUGCUUAUAGUUGAUCUGUUGAAAACACGGCGGAAACUGACGAAGGAGGAGCAGGAAAUUGAAUGA